Trichomycterus rosablanca is the source of this 1514-nucleotide messenger RNA. It is a transcript of the gene dcun1d4, whose product is annotated as DCN1, defective in cullin neddylation 1, domain containing 4 (S. cerevisiae). The record is from RefSeq and is a predicted model, not a curated record. Bases 66 to 905 code for a protein of 279 amino acids. NCBI's taxonomy places the organism in Eukaryota, Metazoa, Chordata, Actinopteri, Siluriformes, Trichomycteridae. Gene Ontology annotation, biological process: protein neddylation. Gene Ontology annotation, cellular component: ubiquitin ligase complex. Gene Ontology annotation, molecular function: ubiquitin-like protein binding; cullin family protein binding; ubiquitin conjugating enzyme binding. The transcript has 11 exons.
UGUCAGUAAGCUCCGCCUUCUGGCCGGUCUGCAGCUUCACACAAAUACAGUUGUGUUUCAUAAAAAUGCACUCAGAUGCGACAAAUUUUCAGCUGAACUCCCACUUGUCCACACUGGCCAGCGUCCACAAAAUCUACCACACACUGCACAGGCUGAACCUGACUGAGGACGUUGGUCCAGACACUCACUCCACAGCCUGCUACUCCAAAGCUAUGCCCCCCAGGAAAAAGAGGAGGCCCACUGCAGGAGAUGACGUGUCUGCCAAAAAAAGCCGACAGGACAAUGUGUUCAGAAAACAGGAGUCACAUAUUUGUGAGGCUGAGGCCUUUUCCAGUAAGAGAUGUCUGGAGUGGUUUUAUGAGUAUGCUGGUUGUGAUGAUGUGGUUGGACCAGAAGGCAUGGAGAAAUUCUGUGAGGAUAUAGGAGUAGAACCAGAGAAUGUGGUGAUGCUGGUAUUGGCCUGGAAACUAAAUGCCCAAAGUAUGGGCUACUUUACCUUGCAGGAGUGGCUUAAAGGAAUGGGCUCACUGCAAUGUGACUCGACUGAAAAACUCAGGAACUCUUUAGACUACCUGAGGUCUAUCCUCAACGAUGCUACCAGUUUCAAGCUCAUUUACCGAUAUGCCUUUGACUUUGCUCGGGAGAAAGAUCAGAGGAGUUUAGAUUUAAAUACUGCCAAGUGCAUGCUGGGACUUUUACUAGGGAAGAUCUGGCCGCUUUUUCCUGUGUUUAAUCAGUUUUUAGAGCAAUCCAAGUACAAAGUAGUAAAUAAAGACCAGUGGUGCAAUGUUCUAGAAUUCAGUAGGACCAUCAAUCUGGAUCUUAGCAACUAUGAUGAAGAUGGGGCCUGGCCAGUUUUGUUGGAUGAGUUUGUGGAAUGGUACAAAGACCGAGAGAUGUCAUAGCAACAACUUCAUUGCCUCUGCCAUCAACAACAACUAGAAACUAUUCAACAGGCAACAUGGUACCAGUGACAGAAAUGACUCGGUUAAAAGGUCCACAACAAUCAAAACAACCCAUACCAACCAGGACACACCGUAGAUGUCCUGCCAAAAACUGUGUGCAACUGAGUCAAGUGUGAGUGUGAUUCACUGUGUAACGGUUUACAUAUUGCCUUUCACUGAGGGUUAUAUGUGUGUCGUCACUGUUGAGAAGUAGGCGAAACAGAAUGUCAGCCCAAAACCCACACCGGAGGUCUUGACUGACCUGCACUUCAGCAUGGGAAAGCACACAGCCUAGCUCUGUGCCGCUCCUUUCUACCCUACUGUGACGUCCCAUCCAACUGUGAAUAGUGUUUAAACCCCAUGUGGUAGGAUCACUUAAACACACUGUUGUGUCAUGUAUACAUGGGCCAUACAUAAAGUCUAGAAACAUACCAAAAUUACUCGUAAUACUGAAGUGGCAUCUAUCAAAAUAUACUUAGAUCUAAUCUUUAGAAGUUUCAGAUCUGAGUGGAAAUUGUCACUAUCACCUAUUACAUUUUAAUGUAACCUAUCUUUUUACUAAAUACUGUU